This is a messenger RNA of Ostreobium quekettii, 1554 nucleotides long. NCBI's taxonomy places the organism in Eukaryota, Viridiplantae, Chlorophyta, Ulvophyceae, Bryopsidales, Ostreobiaceae. The record is from the annotation of a GenBank genome assembly.
AUGGAGUCCGAGAUUGAGCCUGUGAUGGCGUCCAUUACCGAGGGUGGAGAGCUGGAUGAGGUGAACGAAGAGGGUGCCAAGGGCAUCGCCCAGGCGCCUCCUUCCCAGCCGACCAUCCGGUCUCUCAAGCGAGAGAAGGCGUGGGCCCUUCGAUCCGUGCUGAAAGUGUUCGUCGUGAGGACCGAACCCAACUACGCCCAGCCCUGGCAGAUGCGGCCGCAGAGGAGCGCAACCGGAUCCGCCUUCGUUGUGGACACCGAGGGCCGCCACAUCAUUACCAACGCUCACGUGGUAUCCAACGCCACCUCUGUUCAUGUGCGCAGACCUGGCAAUCCCAAGAAAUGGAAGGCCACUGUGCUGUGCGAGGCCAAGAGCUCUGACCUGACACUCCUAACAGUUGAGGACCCCCUCUUCUGGGAGGAUGACCUAAGGCCACUUGAAUUUGUAGAUGUGCCAGACCUUCAGCAUCCUAUCUUUGUGGUAGGUUAUCCGAUGGGUGGCGACUCUUUGAGCAUCACAAAGGGCAUCGUCUCAAGAAUCACAAUGACAAGGUAUGCUGUGGCCUCCAACAAGCUGCUGGGCAUUCAAAUCGAUGCUGCCAUCAACCCAGGCAACAGUGGAGGACCAGCCUUUGCUGACCUGGAGCAAGGAAAAGUUGCAGGGGUGGCAUUCUCCAAGAUUACUCAUGCGGACAACGUGGGCUACAUUAUCCCUUGGAUGAUUGUUGCGCACUUCUUGUCAGAGUACAGGGAGCAUGGUACCUUUCGGGGGAGCUGUUCAGGGGGUUUCAGAUUCCAAGACAUGGAAAACACCCACCUGAGAGCCUAUCUUAAGGUACCAGAGAAUCGCUCUGGGUGUGUUGUAUACAAAAUCGACCCCCUAUCUGAAGCCUGCCAGGUGCUGGAUGUCAUGGACGUCGUCAUGGAGGUGGACAGUGUCCCGAUCGCUGAUGAUGGGACAGUCCAGUUCAGAGACGAUGAACGUGUUGAAUUCUCCCACAUUGUGCGGUGUAAGCAUAUAGGCGAUACGUUACAUCUGACAAUACUCAGGAAUGGACAGGAAAUGGAGGCUAGCUAUCAGCUUGGACAAUUGCGGCCCCUUGUGCCAGUAUUACAUGGGCUGGAUUGCACGCCUUCGUACUUCAUAGUUGGUGGCCUGGUUUUUGUCCCUCUCAGCAUACCAUUCUUGGAGCAUGCUUAUGGAACCAGGAAAUGGCGGCAACUGAGCCCCAUUCCUCUUCUGGGCAUGAUCACCGAAUACAGGUCAUUCGCUGAUGAGCAGGUUGUUGUGUUGGUUCAGGUACUGGCAUCUGAGCUCAAUUUUGGAUACAAUUUUUCCACAAUGCACUGCCACAGCUUUAAUGGGAUGAAGUUGCAUAACCUGCAACAUUUAGCACAGCUGGUGGACACAUGCACUGACAGGUACGCUGACAUUCUAAUGUUCUUGGCUCAAGUCUUCCAUUGUCUUUGCAGACUUGGAAAACCCGGCUGUCCCUUCAAUUUGAAUUUCUUUGAUGCAGGCCACCGUGGGUGUUGGUCGUGUACCACAGUGUAG